AUGCUGGCGCGGGUCGUACGGGGGAGCAUUUCCUCGCCGUCGCGGGGGGUGCGGAGGUACAGCACUGUCACGGGGGAUGUUGUGGGCGAGCUGGAAACACGAGGGCUCGUGCACACGCUCACAUCGCGCGCGUUGCGGACACACCUCUCGUCACCCCGAACCGUCUACUCUGGCGUCGACCCGUCAGCACGCUCUCUGCACGUCGGCAAUCUUCUGCCGCUUUUGGCGCUGGCGCAUUUCGCGCGCUGCGGCCACACACCCAUCGUGCUCGUCGGCGGUGCGACGGGCAGUAUCGGCGACCCCUCGGGUCGAUCCACCGAACGCAAUGCACUCGAUCCCGACACGCUCACCGCCAACGUCGCGGCGAUCCAAUCGCAGCUGCAGAUGUUCUUUGCCAAUGUCGCCACAUUCUCGGGCAAGGAGGUGGGCGUUCGGAUGCUGAACAACUACACGUGGAUGAGUGGUGUUUCGAUGCUCGACUUUCUGGGCGAGGUGGGAAGGCACGCGAGGUUGACGCAGAUGCUGGCGAGGGAUAGCGUGGCGUCAAGGAUGGAGGGGGAGGGGAUGAGUUAUACCGAGUUUAGCUAUCAGCUGCUCCAGGCAUACGACUUUGCCCAUCUUCACCGCUCAUCGGGCUGCACGGUGCAAUUGGGCGGAUCGGAUCAGUUGGGCAAUAUCAGUGCGGGGAUCGAUUUGAUAAGGCGAAGGAUGGGGGCCAAGGCGAUGCAGGAUGAUCCGGCUUACGGGUUGACGUUGCCACUGUUGACCACGGCGAGCGGGGAGAAGUUCGGCAAGAGCGCGGGAAAUGCAGUUUGGCUCGAGGAGGCGCUUACGAGCCAUUUGGAGUUCUUCCAGUUCUUCCUGCGCACGCCGGACGCCGACGUAGCGCGGUACCUCAACGCGCUCACCCUGCUCUCGCCGGGCGAAAUAGCGGCGGUGUUGAGGGAGCAUGAUCAAGAUAGGAGCAAGAGGAAAGCUCAGAGGGUGUUGGCCGACCACAUGACGCGGCUCAUUCGCGGAGCCGAGGCGGCCAAAACGGCCCAGACACUCACCCAGCUCGUAGCUGCCACACCGGACGACGUGCCACAGCUGCUCAGGCAGCUGGAUCUGCACAGCGCAGGCAGCAUAGUAACCAGGCUGCGGGAGGGAGAGCCAAUGGACGUCACACGUAUAGCCGCCGAAACUGGGCUGGUCAAAAGCAGGGCCGAGGCAAAGAGGCUGCUCAGUGCGCGCGGGCUGUACAUCAACAAUGCGCCCGCGCGGGUGGGGUUGCAAGAGCAAAUGGUGCAGCUGCCGCGGGGGGGCAAGGCAGCUGUGAUCCGUGCGGGCAAAUCCGCCCUCCGCAUCGUGCACAUCGCAUAG
This is a messenger RNA of Moesziomyces antarcticus, 1362 nucleotides long. RefSeq names its product tyrosine-tRNA ligase. NCBI's taxonomy places the organism in Eukaryota, Fungi, Basidiomycota, Ustilaginomycetes, Ustilaginales, Ustilaginaceae. The transcript has a single exon. Gene Ontology annotation, cellular component: mitochondrion; cytosol. The record is from RefSeq and is a predicted model, not a curated record. Gene Ontology annotation, molecular function: ATP binding; tyrosine-tRNA ligase activity; RNA binding. The coding region runs from base 1 to 1362 and encodes 453 amino acids. Gene Ontology annotation, biological process: tyrosyl-tRNA aminoacylation.